Molecule: messenger RNA, 4995 nt
Organism: Choloepus didactylus (southern two-toed sloth)
Lineage: Eukaryota; Metazoa; Chordata; Mammalia; Pilosa; Megalonychidae
Gene: PLCB4
Product: phospholipase C beta 4
Exons: 41
Coding region: 776-4396 (1206 amino acids)
Biological process (GO): phosphatidylinositol-mediated signaling; lipid metabolic process
Molecular function (GO): phosphatidylinositol-4,5-bisphosphate phospholipase C activity; calcium ion binding
Source: RefSeq, a predicted model, not a curated record
CACCUCCUCGCAGCGCUGCCCUCCACCCCUCUCCGCCGCCAGGCCCCCGGCCCGCGAGGCUGCACCCCCAGCCCGCCGCGCCCGCCCGGCGCCCCCUCCCCGCCCGCGGGCUCGCGGCAGCCAGGCGACGGGCCCGGCCCUUGCCCACCCCCAGCCCAGUCCGGGAGCGCCGCACUGGGCAUGCUCCGUAGCCUGGGCAGGUUGGGGCCGCGAGGCGACAGCUCGGGCUCUGGAGCCGGGAGGCGAGAACGAGGAGGGAGACUCGGGGGCUGGGGAGGAGGCAGCGGCCGGGAACGGAGGGGCGGCGAGGUCCGGCGCCGGGGACGCGCAGAGCCCGGCCGGCAGGCGAGGAGGCGCUGCCCGCGUGUUCGCCGAGGAGGGACCGCGGAGACCCCAGCCCUCGGCCGAGGAAAAGAUACUUUCUCUAUGAUAUGGAAUCCUGAAAUAUGAUCUUUCUUUAGAAAGUUGCUGCAGUUUCCUAGCGACACUUUGUCCUGCUUCAGUUUGUCGUCACAGCAUGAUGGACUUUGACUUUGAUGUCAGAAGUAGCAAAGCAGAAAUCCUUCCCACGUUCUCCCAGAAGCUGUUUGCAAUCCUCGGAGGGAACCUCUCAGCUGACUAGACUAGCAGAAGAUGGUGGUGCUGCCAAAGACCAGGAAGGUGUCUUCAUGUUCUAGCUGCUUUUGUGCCUUCAAAAAAAGAGGACUGCACUGCAAGCUGCACUAAGGGGACGUUACCUGCAGCCAGUCCAGAGCCGCCUGGUCUGAAUAAAAUCAUGGCCAAACCUUAUGAGUUUAACUGGCAGAAAGAAGUUCCCAGCUUUUUGCAAGAAGGAGCAGUUUUUGAUAGAUAUGAAGAGGAGUCCUUUGUGUUUGAACCCAACUGCCUUUUCAAAGUGGAUGAAUUCGGCUUCUUUCUGACCUGGAAAAGUGAAGGCAAGGAAGGACAAGUGCUAGAAUGCUCUCUCAUCAACAGUGUUCGCUUGGGAGCUACACCAAAGGAUCCCAAAAUCCUGGCUGCUCUUGAAGCUGUUGGAAAAUCAGAAAAUGAUCUGGAAGGGCGGAUAGUUUGUGUCUGCAGUGGAACAGAUCUGGUGAACAUCAGUUUCACUUAUAUGGUGGCUGAAAAUCCAGAAGUAACUAAGCAAUGGGUAGAAGGCUUGAGAUCGAUCAUACACAACUUCAGGGCCAACAAUGUCAGUCCGAUGACGUGCCUCAAGAAACACUGGAUGAAAUUGGCAUUUAUGACCAACACAAAUGGUAAAAUUCCAGUUAGGAGCAUUACUAGAACCUUUGCUUCAGGGAAAACCGAAAAGGUGAUCUUUCAAGCGCUCAAGGAGCUGGGUCUUCCCAGUGGAAAGAAUGAUGAAAUUGAGCCUGCAGCAUUUACUUAUGAAAAGUUCUAUGAACUGACACAAAAGAUUUGUCCUCGGACAGAUAUAGAGGACCUUUUUAGAAAAAUCAAUGGAGACAAAACUGAUUAUUUAACGGUAGACCAAUUAGUGAGCUUUCUAAAUGAACAUCAACGAGAUCCUCGACUGAAUGAAAUUUUAUUCCCAUUUUAUGAUGCUAAAAGAGCAAUGCAGAUCAUUGAGAUGUAUGAGCCUGACGAAGACUUGAAGAGAAAAGGCCUCAUAUCAAGUGAUGGGUUUUGCAGAUAUCUGAUGUCAGAUGAAAAUGCCCCUGUCUUCCUAGAUCGCUUAGAACUUUACCAAGAAAUGGACCAUCCUUUGGCUCACUACUUCAUCAGCUCUUCCCAUAACACCUAUCUCACCGGCCGACAGUUUGGUGGGAAAUCUUCAGUAGAAAUGUACAGACAGAUUCUCCUAGCUGGGUGCAGAUGUGUUGAACUUGACUGUUGGGAUGGGAAAGGCGAAGAUCAAGAACCGAUAAUAACUCAUGGAAAAGCUAUGUGUACAGACAUCCUGUUUAAAGAUGUGAUUCAAGCCAUCAAGGAAACUGCAUUUGUCACAUCUGAAUAUCCUGUAAUUCUCUCCUUUGAAAAUCACUGCAGCAAAUAUCAGCAGUACAAGAUGUCCAAAUACUGCGAAGAUCUAUUUGGGGAUCUCCUGUUGAAACAAGCACUUGAAUCACAUCCACUGGAACCAGGCAGGCCCUUGCCAUCCCCCAAUGACCUCAAGAGGAAAAUACUCAUCAAAAAUAAACGGCUGAAACCUGAAGUAGAAAAAAAACAACUCGAAGCUUUGAAAAGUAUGAUGGAAGCUGGGGAAUCUGCUGCCCCAGUUAACAUCUUAGAGGAUGACAAUGAAGAGGAAAUAGAAAAUGCUGACCAAGAGGAGGAAGCUCACCCCGAAUUCAAAUUUGGAAAUGAACUUUCUGCUGACGACUUGGUUCACAAGGAAGCUGUUGCAAAUAGUGUCAAGAAGGCUUCAGAUGACCUUGAACAUGAAAGCAACAAAAAGGGCCUGGUCACUGUAGAGGAUGAGCAGGCAUGGAUGGCAUCUUAUAAAUAUGUAGGUGCUACCACCAAUAUUCAUCCGUAUUUAUCCACGAUGAUCAACUACGCACAGCCCGUAAAGUUUCAGGGUUUCCAUGUGGCUGAAGAACGCAAUAUUCAUUAUAACAUGUCGUCUUUUAAUGAAUCAGUUGGUCUAGGCUACUUGAAGACCCAUGCAAUUGAAUUUGUAAAUUAUAACAAACGGCAAAUGAGUCGCAUUUACCCCAAGGGAGGCCGAGUCGAUUCCAGUAAUUACAUGCCUCAGAUUUUCUGGAACGCUGGCUGCCAGAUGGUUUCACUGAACUAUCAAACCCCAGAUUUGGCGAUGCAAGUGAAUCAGGGAAAAUUUGAGUAUAAUGGAUCAUGCGGGUACCUCCUUAAACCGGAUUUUAUGAGGCGGCCGGAUCGAACGUUUGAUCCCUUCUCAGAAACUCCUGUUGAUGGGGUUAUUGCAGCCACGUGCUCAGUGCAGGUCAUAUCAGGUCAGUUCUUAUCAGAUAAGAAAAUUGGUACAUACGUGGAAGUGGAUAUGUACGGGUUGCCUACUGACACUAUACGUAAAGAAUUCCGAACUCGUAUGGUGAUGAACAAUGGCCUCAAUCCAGUUUACAAUGAAGAAUCAUUCGUAUUUCGAAAGGUGAUCCUCCCUGACCUGGCCGUCCUGAGAAUAGCUGUGUACGAUGACAACAACAGGCUCAUUGGCCAAAGGAUUCUUCCGCUGGAUGGCCUCCAAGCAGGAUAUCGACACAUUUCCCUUCGAAAUGAAGGAAACAAACCAUUAUCACUGCCAACAAUUUUCUGUAAUAUUGUGCUUAAAACAUAUGUGCCUGAUGGAUUUGGAGAUAUUGUGGACGCUCUGUCAGAUCCAAAGAAAUUUCUUUCAGUUACAGAAAAGAGAGCAGACCAAAUGAGAGCUAUGGGCAUAGAAACUAGUGACAUUGCCGACGUACCCAGUGACACUUCUAAAAAUGACAAGAAAGGAAAGGUCAAUACUGCCAAAGCCAAUGUGACCCCUCAGAGCAGCUCUGAGCUCAGACCCACCACCACGGCCGCCCUAGCAUCUGGCGUGGAAGCCAAGAAAGGUAUUGAACUUAUCCCUCAAGUGAGGAUAGAAGAUUUAAAGCAGAUGAAGGCUUACUUGAAGCAUUUAAAGAAACAGCAGAAGGAGCUCAGUUCUUUAAAGAAGAAACAUGCAAAGGAGCACAGUACCAUGCAGAAGUUACAUUGCACACAAGUUGACAAAAUUGUAGCACAGUAUGACAAAGAGAAGUCGACUCAUGAGAAAAUCUUAGAGAAAGCGAUGAAGAAGAAGGGAGGAAGUAAUUGUCUCGAAAUGAAAAAAGAAACAGAAAUUAAAAUUCAGACACUGACAUCAGAUCACAAAUCUAAGGUCAAAGAGAUUGUGGCACAGCACACAAAGGAGUGGUCAGAAAUGAUCAACACACACAGCGCCGAGGAGCAAGAGAUCCGGGACCUGCAUCUCAGCCAGCAGUGUGAGCUGCUGAGAAAGCUGCUCAUCAGUGCUCACGAGCAGCAGACCCAGCAGCUGAAGCUGUCCCAUGACAGGGAAAGCAAAGAAAUGCGAGCACACCAGGCUAAGAUUUCUAUGGAGAACAGCAAAGCCAUCAGCCAAGAUAAAUCUAUCAAGAAUAAAGCAGAACGGGAAAGGCGAGUCAGGGAGUUAAACAGCAGCAACACUAAAAAGUUUCUGGAAGAAAGAAAAAGACUCGCAAUGAAGCAGUCCAAAGAAAUGGAUCAGUUGAAAAAAGUCCAGCUUGAACAUUUAGAAUUCCUAGAGAAACAGAAUGAGCAGCUUUUGAAAUCCUGUCACGCAGUGUCCCAAACGCAAGGCGAAGGAGAUGCAGCAGAUGGUGAAAUUGGAAGCCGAGAUGGACCGCAGACCAGCAACAGUGGUGUGAGACUCCAAAAUGCAAACUGAGGCAGCACAACUACACACAUCAAAAUAUCCCUUCCAAACUUCUGCACACAGAUUCCCUGGAAGAAAGUAGUCUUCUUUUGUUUCCUUUAGGUAGAGACAAGAUGUUACCUGAAACCACAGAGACUUAGAAUGAUAACAUACUCCUUUUGAGCAUUUUGAGUAUUGAAUUUCCUUAGCCAACCAAAAGUAGCUCAGAUCCACAAAAAUGUACUUAUUCCAGUAAGGCAGAGUUUAACCAUUGAUAAUACAACUUAAACAUGUUUGCUAUUAAAUAUCAUCACAAGUAAGUGAGCUUGGUGUUCACAAUUCUGCUUUGUGAUGCAUUAGGACAUGUUUGAGCUGCAGUAAAAAUAGUGCAUUAACAACUUCACAGCAAGUGCAUGCACUGGGGGGAGAAACAACUCUGCCUACAAAUUCAUCAGCAGCAGUCUACUAGACAAAUAAUUUUGCAGAAUUUGUCUACAUCUAAGUUACCUCAUCAGUAAGUGCCAUGUAUCGACCCUGCCAAAAGAAGCUAAUUUCUUGUUAAAAAAAAAAAAAAAAAAAACAUGGAAAUUAUUAGAAUGAUAGAAAAAUAGAACAAUAUACCUGUGCCAAAA